ACUUCUGUGGAGCAGAGGGCACCAGUAAAUAAGACGAUGCCGACCGCCGUUAAAGAAGAAGGCGCAGGUUUUAAUGCGCGAACUGGACUUUUAUUUUGGUGUGGUGUUGUGACGUCACACGCCUGCGCUGUUGGGAUUCGGCGGAAGAAAGGACAAACACAGAGAAGCUCUUGCUGAGACGAGCUGUUAAAGAUGAUGUUUAUUAAAGAGGAGCGUGUAGACUUCAGGAUUGAAGAAGUGUUCAGUCUGAAAGAUGAAAACACGGAGGAACAAACAGCUGUGUGCAGGAAUCCUUCAAAGCUUGUCCACUGCUUGAUUUGUCAUGAGCCCCAGACCAGAAUUGAACACCAUCUAAGCAAUAUGUGCUUACGAGAUGCGGAGGAUGGCUGUAUCCAGCAAGAAGUCUUGAGUGCAAAGGAGUCACAAGAGAAGUGGAAAAGAGAGGGGAGGAUUAUGAAUCUUUCUGAGGUCAAGAAAUUGGUCAGGGAAGACCCAUCUUGUGACUCCUUGGCAGAGUACUUCCGGUCAAAGGGAUUCCUCAUCAAAGAAGAGCGUGACAGCACUGCAAGCCAGGAGUCCGAAUUGCUUGCUCUCAUUGAGGAGGACAUGGGUGAGGUGUCCAAACGCCUCAGCCAACAUAAACGGGUCCCUGCAAAGACCAAGACGGUCUUUCGUAGCUUCUGUCUCGCCACAGUGAUGUGGGUCCAUCACCUGGGUCCUACGAGCAUUAAAGAGUUCAAGGUCCAGGAAUGGAACGACAGGGUGAUGGAGGGAGAUGGAGUCGUUGUAAAGCUGUCCAAAGGAAGCAUAAAGUUGAACAAAAAAGAAGAACACUGGUUGGACUGCUACUUCAAGCACAUCCGGCCUGAAUAUUUAAAUGCUCAACCUCUGAAGGGAGACGACAGGGACCGGUUCUUCCUGGGAGCUUCGGGACUUCCUCUUUCUAACCCAACGGCCGAUGUGCACCGACUACGAGAAAAGUACGUCAAGAGGCUGCAGGAGCGACCUACGCCAGCACCAGAGCCGCAGGCAGGAGCGGUGGUCAGUCCACCCCGGUCAGCUGCUGAGGAGGAGCCACCACAGAUGCUGGAGAGGACAUCUCCACCUACCCCAGUGAUGCAGCUCCCAGCUCUGAGGUUUUGGGGAGCGUUUGAAGACCUGUUUCCCAUUACUCUUCAUGGGAAGCCUCCGACAAAGGUGCAGGCAGCAGAGGCAGGAUUUGAGGACCGUAGCUACUACCACUACUGGAGGAGGCUUCAGUACAAGCUGCGUAUACAGUAUAUUCUUGAGCAAUCCACUGACAGGACUGGCCAAAAACCCCUGGCAUCUCGUGUCCGGCGUGCCAUUGCCAAGGAGACCAGGUGGACCACCAAUGUGCCCUCCGUGGACAGUGUUCUGCUGGUAGUCUCCAAGCAGGAAGGGGAGCGGAGGCUGGAGACGCUCUCUGGGGAGCCGUCAUACCGUUUCUUCUUCAAGGGCAAGGGUGGCGAUCCUCUCUGCAUCCAUGCACAGAAAUUCUCCUGUGACUGCCACACAGACAAAGAAACUUUUGGGAGGAGGAUGAGUCAUUCCCGAAGGAGAAAUAAUGUGCGGCAUCAGAUAGUUUCCUUAAACUGUCCAGACGGACCCAGGGAAUGUGUUCCGUUCUUAAGCUGGGGAACAAUAGUCUGUUAAGGAGGGGGGAGAAAUGGAAGGGAGGAAAGAAGAGAAAAAGAAGGAAAAAAAGAGAGAAAAAAUGAGGAGAAAAGAGAAGAAAGGGACUUUUAUGCCCCUACCCUCCUAAGUAAUGUUUUAGGAAGUGUAUGUUUGCAAUCAAUUAUUUUUAAAACA
Messenger RNA from Cyprinus carpio (common carp), 1830 nucleotides. RefSeq lists its product as uncharacterized. NCBI's taxonomy places the organism in Eukaryota, Metazoa, Chordata, Actinopteri, Cypriniformes, Cyprinidae. The record is from RefSeq and is a predicted model, not a curated record. Bases 193 to 1674 code for a protein of 493 amino acids. The transcript has 9 exons.